Hemiscyllium ocellatum (epaulette shark) is the source of this 1763-nucleotide messenger RNA. It is a transcript of the gene tbx4, whose product is annotated as T-box transcription factor 4. Bases 1 to 1608 code for a protein of 535 amino acids. Gene Ontology annotation, biological process: regulation of transcription by RNA polymerase II; positive regulation of DNA-templated transcription; angiogenesis. Gene Ontology annotation, cellular component: nucleus. Lineage: Eukaryota; Metazoa; Chordata; Chondrichthyes; Orectolobiformes; Hemiscylliidae. The record is from RefSeq and is a predicted model, not a curated record. The transcript is spliced from 8 exons. Gene Ontology annotation, molecular function: RNA polymerase II cis-regulatory region sequence-specific DNA binding; DNA-binding transcription factor activity, RNA polymerase II-specific.
AUGCUGCAAGAGAAGAGUGUGGCUGAGAGUGAUGAGAGCUUUCCAGCAGCUCCAGUAGAUGGACACCAGGAACACAAUGUACAGUCUCCAGGGCAUGGAGCACCAGGAGCAAGCAGCAUGUCUCCAGGCAGCCCCCAGGGACAGGACCCUGACCAGAGCAUAGAGAACAUCAAGGUUUAUCUCCAUGAGAAGGAACUUUGGAAGAAAUUUCAUGAAGCUGGGACAGAAAUGAUCAUCACAAAGGCUGGCAGGCGGAUGUUUCCAAGUUACAAGGUGAAAGUUACAGGGAUGAAUCCCAAGACAAAGUACAUUCUGCUGAUUGACAUUGUGCCUGCUGAUGACCAUCGUUACAAGUUUUGUGACAACAAGUGGAUGGUGGCUGGAAAAGCAGAGCCUGCUAUGCCUGGGAGGCUGUAUGUACACCCAGACUCACCAGCAACAGGAGCACACUGGAUGCGGCAACUUGUCUCCUUUCAGAAGCUGAAACUGACUAACAAUCACUUGGAUCCAUUUGGACAUAUUAUUUUGAAUUCUAUGCACAAAUACCAACCAAGGCUCCACAUUGUAAAAGCAGAUGAAAAUAAUGCAUUUGGUUCAAAAAACACCGCCUUUUCCACCCAUGUAUUCACAGAGACGACAUUCAUUUCAGUCACAUCGUAUCAGAAUCAUAAGAUUACCCAGCUCAAAAUUGAAAACAACCCCUUUGCUAAAGGAUUCCGAGGGGGCGAUGACAGUGAUCUGCGCGUAUCUCGUUUACAGAGGGAAUAUCCGGUCAUUUCCAAAAGCAUCGUCAGGCAAAGACUGAUUUCCAACCAUGGCCAGUUGACACCGAAAAUGGAAGGCAGUAUAGCGCAGGCUCAUCAGCAUUACCCGUACGACAGUUCCGGGCCCAUUCCGCUCAGCUCACCCGGAGCCCAGGACCUGGCACUCAGUCCCUUCGCAGCAGCACAGAGAGACUCGGGGCUCAUCUACCACUGUUUUAAACCAAGAGAAGCCCAUGGUCAUCCAGAGCUGUCAUGUAAGCGGCCUUUUCUAGAAGCCCCUACUUCCAUUGCUGAAGAACAUUACUUUCGUCCGCCACCAUAUGACCAACAGGUGAUGAGCCCAUCCUAUCGAAAUGAGGCUGAUCUAAGGGACGCCUGCAUGUUUUCCACUGCUGGAAGUGAUGUGCCUGGAGGAGCUGCUGCCGAGGAGCAUCCUCCUCAAACAUUAAACUGCAACAUGUGGGCUUCAGUACCACCAUAUGGUAACUGCAGUGUUCAGACCAUGGAAACUGUUCCUUAUCAGCAUUUCUCAGCUCACUUCACCACCACAGCCAUGAUGCCCCACCUCUCUACCAUCCCAGGACAGAGCACACAGCCUCCCUGUGAUUCACAGUUCAGUGGCUAUCAUUCGCCACCUCAACACCAGGUUCGACAACGGGUACCCAUUUCUUCAUGUUCUCCACGGGACAGAAUUCCUCUCUCACCACAUGAGAGAGUGCCACCUUCUCCUCACACUCAGAACACUCGGGAAUUCCUUUUCUCACAAAGCCUAUCUUUACCAAGGGAGCUACCUACCCAAUACCAUUCUGGUUUGGGGCCUGUGACAAACUGGACAGACAGUUGACUCAGACUGAUAUAACCAAGCGGUAUUACUAAGAAGGAUGCAGAAACUGUUUUGGAUUUCUAAUGUUAGGCAGAUAGAUUUCACACUGCAAAAGCUUUGAAGUUGCCUCGAUACAAUCUCUCAAUUUGACUCUGCUAAACUAGAGAUAUUUUAUU